Molecule: messenger RNA, 999 nt
Organism: Dermatophagoides pteronyssinus (European house dust mite)
Lineage: Eukaryota; Metazoa; Arthropoda; Arachnida; Sarcoptiformes; Pyroglyphidae
Product: dehydrogenase/reductase SDR family member 4-like
Molecular function (GO): carbonyl reductase (NADPH) activity
Source: RefSeq, a predicted model, not a curated record
ACAAAACAAACAAGGGUACAUAUGCAUUUGCUAACUAACCGAUCGUCAGAUUUAAUUUCAUUUUCUAAAAACAUUUGACCAAAAAUAACAAAAACAUGUUUGUUUUACGGCGAACCAUAAUUAAUCGACAAUUUAAUCAUUCUUGUCGUCGUUUAUUUUCAUCAUCAUCCGGAUCAAUAGAACCGGGAAAAGCUCGAUAUAAUCUUGAUUCGAAAAUUGCAUUGGUUACUGCAUCAACCGAUGGAAUUGGAUUUUCAAUUGCACAACGUCUUGCACAAAGUGGUGCAACAGUAAUCGUUAGUAGCCGAAAACAGGCGAAUGUUGAUCGUGCCAUCAAACAAUUACAUGAUGAAGGAUUUAAAUCGGCUACUGGUUUAGUUUGUCAUGUUGGUAAAUCUGAUGAUCGUCAAAAAUUGACCGAAUUUAUUGUUGAUAAAUACAAAGGUUUGGAUAUUUUUGUUUCGAAUGCUGCAAUCAAUCCUGCCAUUGGAGCUAUACUUGAUAGCGACGAAGGUGUCUAUGAUAAAAUUAUGGAUGUAAAUGUUAAAGCACCAUUUUUGUUGACCAAAGCAUUAGUACCACAUAUGGAAAAUCGACCGGGUGAUAAAUCGAUUGUUUAUAUUAGUUCAUUUGUUGGCUAUCAAAUGAUGCCAUUAUUGGCAACAUAUUCAUUAUCGAAAACAGCGCUUAUUGGUCUUUCUCGAAUCGUUGCUGUUGAUUGUGCUAGCCGAAAUAUUCGUGUUAAUUGUGUUUGUCCGGGCAUGAUUAAAACAAAAUUCAGUGAAGCUUUAUGGCAAAAUCCUGAUUUUGAAGAAGAAUUUCAUAAAAUGGUUCUUAUCAAACGUAUGGGAAAACCCGAAGAAAUGGCCAAUCUUGUUACGUUUUUAGCAUCAGAAGAAGCAUCUUAUAUAACGGGUGAAAGUUUUGUUGCAAGUGGUGGAAUAUUUUCUCGAUUAUAAAUCACAGCUGUUUGUUGAUUUAAUCUUUAAUUUACAAUUA